Arabidopsis thaliana (thale cress) is the source of this 590-nucleotide messenger RNA. Its product is annotated as ATP-binding protein, putative (DUF2431). Gene Ontology annotation, molecular function: rRNA (uridine-N3-)-methyltransferase activity. NCBI's taxonomy places the organism in Eukaryota, Viridiplantae, Streptophyta, Magnoliopsida, Brassicales, Brassicaceae. The record is from RefSeq and is marked reviewed. Gene Ontology annotation, biological process: rRNA base methylation. The transcript is spliced from 2 exons. Bases 63 to 590 code for a protein of 175 amino acids.
AUACAUCUAAAACACCGAACAUAAGAUAUGAAAGUUAAUUUGGUGAUUAUUGUUAUAAGCUAAUGAUGAAUGUUGUAGAGGAGCUAGGGAUUAAGUACACUGAUGGAAAAGCAAAUGUGGAAGGGUUGGAGUUGUUUGGGUGCACAGUGGUCCACGGUGUUAACGUCCACUCCAUGUCCUCAGACUAUCGCUUAGGUCGAUACGAUAGAAUCAUCUUUAAUUUUCCCCAUUCAGGAUUAGGUUUUGGUUCAGAGCACGACAUCUUCUUCAUUAUGUUACACCAAGGACUCGUCAGAGGAUUUCUGGAGAGUGCAAGAAAGAUGCUGAAAGAUGAAGAUGGAGAGAUUCAUGUGACACAUAAGACAACAGACCCAUUUAACAGGUGGGGGAUUGAGACUCUAGCUGGAGAAAAGGGUUUGCGUCUAAUCGGGGAGAUCGAAUUUCACAAAUGGGCAUUUCCAGGUUACUCCAACAAGAAAGGAGGUGGAAGUAACUGUAACUCUACCUUUCUGUUAAGAAGGAUACUUUCCUUACUAGAUUAUCAUGUAUAUUCUAGUGUAUAUUCCUUUAGAAUAUACAUGAUAAUCUAG